Molecule: messenger RNA, 555 nt
Organism: Pelagomonas calceolata
Lineage: Eukaryota; Pelagophyceae; Pelagomonadales; Pelagomonadaceae
Source: the annotation of a GenBank genome assembly
CAUGUAGUUACUAUGCGUGGGGCAGCAGGUCGAGGCCGGCGUUGAUCCGCGCCGGCAGGAGGAUGGCCAGCGUCGCGACGAUGGGGAUGACGUGGCCGAUGGCCGUCUUGUCCGAGGCCUCGACCUCCCAGGGGAACUUGAACGCCUGGCCGUACUCGCCGUCGGUGUACGUCUCCCAGGCGCUCAUCUUCUCCUUCUCGCCCGUCGGCUUGCCCGCCUCGGGCGCGACGGGCGCGCGCGGCCUGUGCGGACAUCGAAUCGUUUGGAGCCAUCGACGCGACAGUGUUCCUGCUUCUGCCCGCUGGCGUACGGGUGAUCUCUCGUGGCUCAUUUCCCGCACAGCGCACAGACAUUGUCUUAGGAGGCUGCAAAGCAGUGGCGGUGGCUAAGAGAGCCAAAAGAAACGCGACAGCAGGGCGGCGGCCGGCCAUCAUUUUUUAAAAUUCCUGAUGCCUAUUUACUAACUGCGUGCUUCCGCUGGCGUACGAGUCCUCUUGGAUCCUGAGCUUUGGCUAGUGCCUUACAUCUCUAGGCGAAUACCCACGCACGCAAGAA